AUUAGUAUAACGUUGGCUUCCAAGAGAGCAGUGCGAAACGUAAUUUACAUCGCGCCAACAUGGAAGUGAUGUUGUUUUUUACAAGUUGAGGAAAACUAAGCUAAUUAUACGUUAUAAAAACCUUCUAGAUACACAUUCAAGCGGGUUUCAAAAAUGUCGAUCUCCGAGGAUUUACAAUGCAUUGUGAGUACAAAAGAGGGUCCUAUCUGUGGAUAUAUCGACAAGACUGGUGGGACUGAUCAAUAUAAGUUCAAAAGCAUACCGUAUGCGUUACCGCCUGUUGGCAGAUUAAGAUUCUUGCCGCCGUAUCCAGUCCGACCAUGGACAGAAGUACUCGAUUGCACUAAGGACCACCCCAUACCCAACUACAGUACCAAAAAUCUGGAUGUAACCGGCGCAGAAGACUGUCUCUACAUAGAAGUGUGUUCUCCAAAUAUUCAGCCAGACAAACCCUUACCAGUCAUGUUUUGGAUAGGAGGAUACUUCUUUACGUACGUAAUAGACCAAAUACUCGACCCAACGCUACUUGUAGAACAAAAUGUAGUGUACGUGAGAUGCGGAUUCAGAACAGGACCCUUCGGAUUCCUGUCCAUUAAUGAUUACACAGCACCAGGAAACUGUGGACUCAAAGACGUAGUACUGGCACUUAAAUGGGUGCAAAAUAAUAUAUGCUUUUUCGGAGGAGACCGAAAUAAUGUCACUCUGUUUGGAAGCUCCUCAGGCGGAGCUAUUGUCAACUACAUGAUGCUAUCCCCAAUGGCAACGGGACUCUUUCACAAAGCAAUCAUACAGAGUGCUAGUGCCUUAAAUAACUGGUCGUUAAACAAAAACCCAUCACAACCUGUGAUAGAACUAGCUAAGGAGCUGGGAAUAAACAAGUCUUCGAAACAAGAAAUUGUGGACGAGCUAAGAAAGCUGCCAGCUAAAGACAUUAUAUCAGCAUUUCUUAAGUUGAAGAAAGCAUCGGAGAGCAAAGCUCACGGCUUCGUCAUCGACUCAGUAUUCAAGCCGUGCAUCGAAGUCGAUCUCGAAGGGCUCCCAGCUUUCAUCACUAAAGGACCAUCCGUAACCAUUAAAUCUGGGAACUUUAAUAAAGUACCUAUAAUCAUUGGAAGCAACAAUACGGAAGGUUCUCUACUAGAGUUUAUUGUCGAAGACUUUUAUUCAGACUACGAAAAGUAUAAUGAGAAUGUUAGUCUGCUUGUGCCAAGAGAAUUGACAAGAGAAGAUAAAAUAACACAAACCAUAGGACAUAAGUUACUGAAAUUUUAUUUGGGGGGCGAGGAAUAUCUGACACCCGAUACGAGAACGCAGUACUUACAACUGAUAAGCGACUACUACUUCACGUACUAUGUGAACAAGACUGUUAGGAUGUUAAAACAGCCUAUGAAUGGGGUACCGAUAUAUUAUUAUGUCCUAAACUUCGCUGGUGAAUGGACUGUACCAAAAAAACUGGAGUUUCUGAACUCUGUUGGUCAUGCCGCAGAACUACCUUUUCUUUUCCGUAUUAAAUCGGAAGAUGAGGUCUGCAAAGGGAGCAGGGACUCCAUAGCUACUAGGACAAGAGUCAUUAAAUUAUGGACGAAUUUUGCCAAGACUGGAAACCCCACACCCGAACCCCAUGACCCAGCAUUAUCAAUAACCUGGGACCCCGUCAUGACCGAGGAGCACCUGAACUACCUCAGCAUAGGGGCAGAACUCACGAAGGGCAGCAACCCCUUCUACGAACGGAUGAAAUUUUGGGACGACUUACAAAAAGAACAUUCUUUCGUUAAAACACUCGUUCAUUUUACUGAUCUUGGCUAUGGAGGGUGCUGCAUCGCCGCGAAAAACUAGGAAAAAGAAUUCUUUGUUUUACUUUUCUAGCUAUCUCUCUUUCUUCCGUAUUGUUCGAUUUCUGGGCAGUUGUCCAUUAUUAUGUAAGGUAUUUUUAAUAAAUAAAUAUUUUAUAAAAUAAA
Molecule: messenger RNA, 1958 nt
Organism: Trichoplusia ni (cabbage looper)
Lineage: Eukaryota; Metazoa; Arthropoda; Insecta; Lepidoptera; Noctuidae
Product: venom carboxylesterase-6-like
Exons: 5
Coding region: 154-1836 (560 amino acids)
Source: RefSeq, a predicted model, not a curated record